CUUUGAGUUUGGCAUUCAGAGUUCGCGCGUACAAUUGUGAGCAGCAGCGGCGCUGCGCGUGUUGAAAGUCGAGCAUCAGUUAAAUUAAAAUCACCGUUUAAAAAACUGUAUUCGGUUUGAUUUUGAAAAGUAAUUUGUUUAUGAAGAGGCUUGGGCGUUGGGGUUGUGAAUAAUGUUGGCACAGGAGAUUGCACCAACGGAAAUUGGCAAACACGCGAACAUUAUCAGAGCUGCCCAGGAGGAACUGGCAAACAUGGACGUUCUCGUGUGUGGACGCUGUUUGAGGGCGUACAACUUCGUGGAGGAGUUUCAAGCUCAUAAGGAGGACGCUUGUGAAAAGGAAAACGCGAAUCUAAAAGAAACUCUUGACUCCAAGCCCACUAUUUGGGCUUUCACACUUUGGAAGGCCACUCAGCUUCACACACGCAAAGAUGCCAAUUCGGGAAACUCGUGGGCCCUUUACCAGCAUUGGGUGAAGCUGGAUGACAGUGUACGAGAGCCAUGGAUCGUGGCAGGCAAGACCAUUCAGUCUUUCGGCAAAAUUGCCCAUGGCCAGCUUCAGGACAUGCCGGUUCGCAUAACCAAGACUGUGGUUAAUCCAAACAAUAACAACACGUCCAACAGCAAUAAUAACUCGAGCGUCUCUCCUACAAGAAAAUCCCCGGCUGGUAAGCUUCCUACUGUGGCCAACCAGCUGAAGGACACUGAAAACGAACGGCCAAAGUCAAAGCCAGGAACGCCGACACUACCAACAGCUUCCUCUGGAGCAGUCAAGCCUAACAACCGCAUCGCCAUUCGUAUUGACUCCAAGACAGAGCAGCGCACCGAAGAGCCAGUUGAAAAGAUAGUGGCAAAGCGAUUUAAUCCGCGUCGAAAGACCCACGAGUAUUUAGUAAAGUGGGUGGAUCGCUCGCACCACGAGAACACCUGGGAGGUGAUGGCCAACCUUGAACGAGUACCAUACUUUCUGCAGAUGUUCGAAAAGCAACUGGCGCGACAAAAACUUACUAGGGAGAAGGGUCUGGAUGCACUAAAGCGAAUGCAGCCACAAGGGUCGUCUUCAAAGGCGGAUAAUGCCGCUCCACUCAGCCCGGCCUUGGCGCCAUCGCAAAUAUCGCCUUCAUCUCGGCCCUCGCGUACUUCCAAAACCAAAGCUAUGGACUCGUUUAAGCAGUGGGUCAAUGAGACGGGUGGCGGUGAUGGUUCCUCUUCGCCAUCCUCGGCCAACGAGGAUGAAUCCGCUACGGAACAAGAAUGGCCACCCUCGACGGGGCCAGUCAAGCGCAAGCUUAACCACACCGACUCCAGCGUCGAAGGCAGCGGUCUAAACGACUCGAUGGACCUAGAGGACCUUGAAGAGGAUCUGCCAUCACACACUGUAAAGCGGUUGAAGAACGGAGGAAGCUCCGUGCAGCUGAACAAGCCAAGGGUCCAGUCUACGGAAAAGCAGCAGUCUAAAAUUAAUGGUAACUCCACAGUGUCGGGAACAGAGCAGAGAAUGGGUGAAAUUAUAUACACAGAGGACAGUACCAGCUCGGGAAUGUUCAGAAAGCCCGAGAUGCCUAACACCCUGCAACUGAAAAAGGAGAAGCCUGAGUGUCCGGUGCGGUAUCUCUCACGCUCCGAGGUGGCCAGCAACACGAGAGGUGUUUUCCGUGUUGAAAGUUCUGAGGCAUCGGCCUCAGCAUCUCCAGCAGCUGCGCCGCCACAGAAGGUCAGCUCUGCACAAGUGACCACAGGAGUACCCAAGCGCCUGCCCAUGGCACGGCCAACACACUCCGGCGCUAAUUCCCCCAUCACUGUGGGCCAGCGACAACAGGUAUUGCGCACUCCCGGCCAGGGUCCCACGACAACCGCCAUCCAACGUCGACCUGGAAUGAGUGGCACAACACAGGUGCGCCAGGGCCUGCAGCAGACACCGGGCCGGGCUCAUCCGGGUGGUCGAGUCCUAGCACGUGCUGGUGUUGGAACGCCGCAACAACGUCAGCAUCCGCAAACUUUACAGGGCGCUAAAGCAGUGACGCCAGAGCAAAAAAUUCUGCAGCUUUCAAAGUCGGGUGACUUGAAAGUUACUCGUAAGGUGGUAACCCGAGAGGAGCUGAUGGCCCAGCGUUCUGCUCAGGCCCGCCAGCAACGCCAAGUGCAGGUCCAGCAGCAGUCAUCCCAUAUGCAAAGAAUUACUCCUAACCGGCAAAGAAUAGCUCCCAAGCCAGCGAUCCAGCCAACACCCUUGCAAAUGGAGCUGGAGGAGGAGGUGCAUCAGCACCAGGCUCAGCUCUGUCCGAUUACCGGAAAGCUUAUUGGUCAGGAGGAGACACAACUGCAAAUGGAGCAGGAGCAGCAGCAAGAGCAACAGCGCGAACAGUUGGAGGCCGCAGCACAGGCGCUCCUAGGCAGUGAUCAACAAGUUCUCACCAACGAAGACGGCUCAGCUUUGCUGGUGCGAGGAGAAGAUGGCACGGUUUAUCAGGUAGCGGGAAAAAAUGCGGAAGGUCAAACCAUACUUGUCACUCAGGGUCCAGAUGGAGAACAGCAAUUUGCUUACGUAGCUGCCGCUGAGGGAGAAGAGCAGGAUGUUCUGUCUCUUGACCACGCAGUGGCCGAGGCCGUUCAGGCCGGAGAACAGGUUGAGGCGCAUGGUGUCACAACGACUUCAGCGGACGGCGAGCAGAUUCUUGUGUCCAUGACGGAGGAGGAGCUGGCUCAACACCAGGUGCUUCAACAAGCGGAGGCUUCUGCAGCAGGUACCGGAACUCCCGCCACGGCCCAGAUCCAUAUCACGACGUCAGACAGCGAUGGCACGGAAGCCCAGAUACCAGCCGAGGUGGUACAAGCAGAUCUGCCUUCACCGGGAGGUACCCGUCGCGUCGUUUUGUUGCUACAGGAUGGCACCUUCAUGAUGACUGAGAUGCACGAAGAGCAAUUCAAGACGCUCAACAUCCCGACGUAAAAACAUGUGUAUAGUCUCACCACAUAGACUUAGGCGUAGUCCAUAAGCCCAUAAUUUUGAAAGGACCUGACGUUGCUAGGUUACUCCCACCUUCAGUUUCGUUUGGCAUUAGCCAUUCCCCCACGAUAGGCCACAAGUAUUCAUAACCCAUGACUCAGGGUCGUGUUUGCUAGUGGUUUUAAAAUGAUAAGCUUGUCGAGAGCAUACCAGGAUGCGUCAGGUAACGGCAAUAGAGGACGAUGGAAUAAAUUAUGCGUAUACAUACAAAAAUUAAAACAUUUACCCCUCGGGGCAGAUUUUUGCUACUUACCUUAACGAUUAAAUCGGUUCACUAAAAAAUUCUAAUGAUCCAAACUAGUGAAGGAAGCCCCUUGAGGAAUGUUUAUGUAUUGCGUAAUCACAGUUCUGAUUUUGUAAUAAAUUGUUUAAACAAAAAAUGCAUUUACUUAGCCCGCUCCUAAGCAAUGAUUGCGUAAAACAUGAAAUGCCCCUUAACUUUGAACUUGUAUAACUUUUAAACACGCAGUUUAGGAACAUUUGAGAUUCUAUAGCGUAGAAUCGCAUCGCGUCGCAAAAUGCAAUAUGUGCAUUUCAGUUGGAAAAUUAAGAAACAAAGGCAAACUUAGCAGUAGGUAAAAUUACGAUAGAUAUGAAUUGUAAAUUAUUUAAGUAAUUUUAAUCUAGAGAACUAAACAAUAUCAGCAUGUUUAUUCAUUCAGAACAUACAAAGAGCAACUGCGGGAGAGCAAAACCUAGAAUGUUGUAAUUAGGAAUAUCUCAGUCCUUGACAUUCGCUUAGACCUUACUUGUAUUUCUUCAGAAGCCGAAGCUCCACAGCGGUGCAGAUUGAUAAGGGAUAAAAAAUGCCGAACAUUAAAUUAUCGAGCCCAAUAAAGAAAAGAUUGCAGUCAAA
This is a messenger RNA of Drosophila ficusphila, 3863 nucleotides long. RefSeq names its product myb-like protein Q (gene Chro). The record is from RefSeq and is a predicted model, not a curated record. The transcript has 6 exons. Lineage: Eukaryota; Metazoa; Arthropoda; Insecta; Diptera; Drosophilidae. The coding region runs from base 173 to 2950 and encodes 925 amino acids.